Molecule: messenger RNA, 964 nt
Organism: Manduca sexta (tobacco hornworm)
Lineage: Eukaryota; Metazoa; Arthropoda; Insecta; Lepidoptera; Sphingidae
Gene: lsn
Product: vacuolar-sorting protein SNF8
Exons: 4
Coding region: 96-845 (249 amino acids)
Biological process (GO): protein transport to vacuole involved in ubiquitin-dependent protein catabolic process via the multivesicular body sorting pathway
Cellular component (GO): ESCRT II complex
Source: RefSeq, a predicted model, not a curated record
UUGACAUUUGUCAAUUUCAGGUCAAUUGUCAAAUUGCGGAAAAUUUGUUUAUUGUAAAAAUUUUGUAUUAAAGAAAAUUUAUUAACUUAAAAAGAAUGAGGCGACGGGCAGGUGUUGGAGCUAUACAAAAACAACGAUUAGAACAAGAGAAAUACAGAGAAAAAGGUUCAGAAAUCCAAGAGAAUCAGUUUCAACAGAUGUCAAAACAACUAGAUGUGUUUAGAGAGAAUUUAGAAGAAUUUGCAUUGAAACACAAAAACGAGAUAAAGAAAAACGCUCAGUUUAGAAGACAAUUCCAGGAGAUGUGUGCGGCAAUUGGUGUGGAUCCUUUGGCAUCGGGGAAAGGAUUUUGGUCCGUUUUAGGAAUUGGUGACUUCUAUUAUGAAUUAGGGGUGCAAAUAGUUGAAGUAUGUUUGGCAACAAACUACAAAAAUGGAGGACUCAUUACCCUGGACGAGCUACGUACGAGACUCAUAGCAGCCAGGGGAAAAGCUAAGAAACAUCAGGAGAUCACCAAUGAGGAUUUGUUGGCUGCAGUGAAGAAACUAAGGAUAUUUGGAAAUGGGUUUACAGUUGUUCCCAUAGGCAAAGGCAAAUGGUUGGUUCAGUCAGUGCCCGGAGAGCUGAACCUGGAUCAAACAUUGGUGCUACAGAAGGCAAGUUCACUGGGCACAGCUUGGGUUUCAUUGAGCAUCCUUACUGGAGAUUUAGGUUGGAAUGAAACACGAGCUCAAAAUGCAUUAAACCACAUGGUGAAAGAAGGUUUAGCAUGGGUGGAUACUCAAGAUGCCAAUGAGACAUUAUAUUGGUUCCCAAGCAUGUUUGCUGAAUGUGUAUCAGCAUAAGAGCAACUUUAUUUCUGAAGAAUAAGGUACAAUAUACAAUUUUGUGAUAAUAUAUGUGUGUAACAAAUCAUAUUUGUAAUAAUCAAAUAAUGAAAUUAAAAUAAAUAUUUAUUUGUUAC